GGGCCCAGCGGGGUUCGGCCGAUGCCGAACGUCGGAUACCCAUUGCUUGGCGCUCGACGGCUGUACAAGUUCAGGGACAGGCCGAGUCACGAGCAGAUCAUGACGCUAAGCAAAGGUUGCCUCGACGUCGAGACGGCGAGGGGACAGAAGCAGGAGCAAUGGCCAAGGUACGUUAUCGGGGACGACGGUCAUCGAACGGAACUGUCGGCGUUUGUGCGUGCAGCUCGAGCUGAUCUGGCUCCUAUGGCGGACGCCUCGCCCCCUUCCGGCACGAUUUGGGUGCUGAUGGAGCCAGCCGGCGGACGGGCCAUAGGGGGGGAAGUGCACAUGACACCGACGGACGUGAUUAUUGGCAGUGACGGGCUGAAGUUCAUGGGUUCGGAGGUGUCUCGAGUGCGUCGAGUGGGUGUCGGAAGUGCGCCCGCCUUGGCUAUCGAGCAGAUAGCGCGCCUGCGCCGAGCCAUAGACGUAUUGAAGCCUCAGGUCGACCGAUCGGUGGAAAAAGGAGUGAAGGACCAGCUCGGGCUGAACACUGGCGAGACCGUGGGCGAAACUGGCAGUGGAGAGGCGCGUAGAGCGACCAGCAGCGUAGACGACGUGCGAAACCUCAGCGUGGACUUCGACGGGCACGGGGAAAGGUUCAAGGAUUGGCGCAGUGUGGUGAGUGAGAUCACGGCCAUGUACAAGAGCGGCGGCGACCCGAUGCGCUGGCCGGCCGAAUGGAGCCGAGAGCACCGCAUCGAGCGCACGGAUCGGAUCUACCACGAGCUGGAGGUUCUCUGCCACGCGUUGCUGCUAGCAGGGGCCUGCGACCAGGUGAACUUGGGCGGCCUGCGGUCGCUGGAGAGGCUCGCGAGGCGAAUUCAGGUGACCGCUGACGCCCACUCUGUGCCUGGAGCUCCAGCCAACUGGCGGAUGGCCCGCUACCUCACAGGCGCGAUGGGCCCUGGAGACGUGGUGGCGCCUGAGCUGCGCAGCUUCGGUGCCAAGCGGGCCAAGGAGGACACCGAGUUCUUGAACGCUCGGGUUCGAGGCCUCACGGCGGCCGAGCGGCCCAAGUCAGAGAAAGGUGACGGCAAGGGCGACAAGAAGGGGCCGAAAGGGCCGACGAAG
Messenger RNA from Prorocentrum cordatum, 1113 nucleotides. The record is from the annotation of a GenBank genome assembly. Lineage: Eukaryota; Dinophyceae; Prorocentrales; Prorocentraceae.